Messenger RNA from Hymenoscyphus albidus, 2264 nucleotides. Lineage: Eukaryota; Fungi; Ascomycota; Leotiomycetes; Helotiales; Helotiaceae. The record is from the annotation of a GenBank genome assembly.
CUUAUCUAAUACUACUACAGUACUAGUAAUGUAGUGGUGAGAAGAUAAAGGUGAAACUAAGCCACUGUGGCGCUAUGACGACACACUUUUGGUGAAUCUUUUUUUAAGGAACCGAGGCACACGACUCGACUCGGACCUCCCGUUCCUCCAUCCCGCCCACGCUACGAGCAUACAAAUUGUUUCGUGGUCGGUUUCAAUCUGCCCUCCUACAACCUGAUUGACUUUUUGCUCUGGUCCAAAACUCUCAUUAAUCCCUUCACGAUCGUUCUCUUUCUUCCUCCUGCGCUGCGUGUGCGACCGUCGAGAUGACAUCUUUCCUUUCGCGCCUCUCUCCAGUCCCAGGCUUUCCGGCUUACACGGGACCAUACAAAGUCGGUACCAUCGAUGUCGAACUUCCAGUAUCUGAACUCGAGUCGCUAUCGCCUUGCCCCGAUGAGACAAUCGGUACAAUUCAAUAUCGAAUCUUCUAUCCCUGCGAGCCCGAAUCGAAAGGCAAAACGGUCAAUUGGGUACCUGCGCCGCAAAGACAGACAUUAGCCGCUUAUGGGAGGUUUCUGGGAGCUGGAAACAAAUUGGCAGAGUUCAUUUCGUGAGUACUGAGUGCCUGGCUUUCAGAUACAGAGAACACAAGAAACUGAUUCGAUGUUGUAGAUUCUUUCCUCGUAUCUUCCAUUACAUACAGAUUCCCGCGAGCAAGAAUGCGCCCCUCCUCUCCCCACCAACAACAAAUAACCGAUGGCCUGUAAUGAUAUUCUCCCAUGGACUCGGCGGAUCACGAAAUGCAUACUCUCACUUAGCGGGCUCCAUUGCUUCCCAUGGAAUGAUUGUUAUUGCUCCUGAACACCGCGACGGUUCUACAGUAAUCAGUUUUAUCCGCUCGGUCCCGUCCCCAACACCAACCUCCACGGAAGAAAAGAUCACGACUUCCAAACAAAAGAGAACCACAGAUUAUGUCCGCUUAGAGCACGUAUUCAAGCCGGAAGUCGAGGAGGGACGAAACAAACAACUUAAGAUUCGGCUAUGGGAGCUUGGAUUGGUUCACUCGAGCUUACUAGCACUGGACAAGGAAACUCCUCUCACAAACCUCAACACCUCCUCCACAUCACUCUCACCCUUCGCCUCAAAAAUGGACAUUCAUGAACCCGGAAAGAUAGCUUUUUCGGGUCAUAGUUUUGGUGCGGCAACCAUAACCCAACUCAUAAAAUCCACCUUCUACCAACCCGACUCUACCACCCCCUCAAGCUACAAACCCAUCUUUACACCCUCUUCCAACUCCCCAAUACGCCUCCAAAUUACCUCGCAAACCCCCGUAAUUCUCCUAGACGUCUGGAACCUCCCCCUCAGCGGUAACUCCGUCUCCUGGCUUUGGAACAAACCUUUCCCCUGCUACACACCUACCGGCCCGGGUGGUUCAGCGCUCCUGGCCAUUGAAUCCGAAGCCUUUUUCAAAUGGCGCGUCCACUUAAAGAUGACCAAACGUCUCCUCUCCCGCGACCCCUCCUCACUAGUUCCUCUACCGGCAGAACCAGAACGCGAGCAACCCCAUUUCUACUACGCGAAUACCUCCGCCCACCUCUCACAAUCCGAUUUUGGGAUGUUGUUCCCCUGGGUAACGAAACGCUUUCUUGCAAUUGAAGAACCCGAGCGAAUCAUGCGUCUUAACGUUCGUGCUAUCACACAGUUAUUGAGAGAUCGGGGAAUCGAAGUUAGCAAGACGAGUCAUGAGGAUAUGGAAUACGAGGAUCCUAAUGCGGAGGCUACGAAUAAGGAUGACAAGAUCUUCCGGAGGGGCUCGGUGAGAGGCUGGGAGUGGAUUAGUACGGAUAUCAGCGAGAUGAUGGAUAUUGAUGAGCAGGAGUCGAUGAGGAGUGGUGCUAUUGCAGACGUUAAGGGGGAUAAGGGAGCCAUGAAAGAAGCCAAGGAGACAGUUGAUGGAAUUGAGGUUUCUUAGAUGAGUGGGCGUCAACUCUGCGGGUCAGUGGAGUUUGGGUGUAGGUAUCGACACACGUCCUGGCCAUAUGCGACUUUCUGGCGUUCGAAGGUUUGUUUUUCAGGCCGUUGGCGGGCGUUUUAGAUAGGCAGGGAUUUCUGGUGUCUUUUGGAUCUGAGAAAGGGAUCUUGGCAUAAAGCAACACUUUUGAUAUCAGGGCUGGGGCGGGCAGUCUGAUUUAUUUACACAGAUAGAGAUGCGGAGGAAGAACGCACCUAACAACAUAGAAAGAAUGCAGAUAACAAGUAUUAGAAACUCAUAAACUAGAUAGGAG